AUGCAAGCUACGCUGGAGGAAGUUGAGCUGUCCGCAUCUGGCGGCACCCACGUCUUUGGCCCUGGACACGACCGCAAACUCGCAGACCUUCGCGCCGCCCAGAUAGCGCUUGCGCAGGCGUGGGCGAGAAGUGAAGCAGACGAUGCCGUCGAAACAGCGCUGCGCGAUAGCUCUGUCCACUCUCCGGGCGAUGAGUUCCGAAAUUUGAAGGGAGCUUGGGCAGAUGCGACUCGACAUGGGAGCGGUGAUGGAGCAGAUCCAGCAAAAGACCGGCUUGGAGCAAAGGUCGAGGACGAAACGGAGCUGGACAUUCUUCUUGCCAGGAAGCGGCGAGACGCAAAUGAUGAGUACUUCCAACGAGUCAACAACGGCGUCAUUGACGUUGUUACGAAGCUGGAAGACGUUGCUGUGGCCAUGCGGGCGGUUGAGCAAGAGAGUAAUGAAGUCUGGAACGAGAACACGAGCUUGAGCGAUAACGAGAUUGAGUGA
Molecule: messenger RNA, 489 nt
Organism: Hirsutella rhossiliensis
Lineage: Eukaryota; Fungi; Ascomycota; Sordariomycetes; Hypocreales; Ophiocordycipitaceae
Exons: 2
Coding region: 1-489 (162 amino acids)
Source: RefSeq, a predicted model, not a curated record